AUGAAGUGCAUACACAUUGAUUUGUUGUGUGUAGAGGAAGACGCAGUUGAUAGACCAACAAUGUCCAUGGUUGUUGUUAUGCUAGCAAGUGACACAAUGUCCCUUCCUAACCCUAAUCAUCCUGGAUUUUCAGUUGGAAGAAAGACCAAGGACGAAGAAUCAACAUCAAAGGCUUCCCACGACCCUUCUGUUAAUGAAAACAAUAGCAAUACAGAACCACUUGAUUAUAGAUAUGCUUGUUUGGACCAAUCUUCUGUUCCUCCUUCUAACACAUAUCAAACCAACCUCAACAAUCUCAUCUCAUCACUCUCAUCUGAUUCUGCUACAAGCAAUGGUUUUGGGAAUAGAACUUCAGGCAAUGAUCAAAGCAACAUAGUUUAUGGACUCUACCUUUGCCGUGGUGAUGUUAACACAAGCCUUUGCCACUCAUGUGUCCAAAACUCUAGCAUAUUGCUCAAGCAGCACUGCCCCAAUAAUGCUUCAGCUAUUUUGUGGUACCCCUUUUGUCUUUUGAGGUACUCAAACCAGAAUUUCUUUGGCAAACUCACCAUACAGCCAAGGAUUCCUAUGUUUGAUGCAAAGCAAAAUUUUACCAGUUUUGGAGAAUUUGACAGUGAUGCUAGGGUUUUGAUGAAUGGUUUGAUACAAAUGGGUUCAGAGGCACCUUUAAUGUUUGGGACACAUAUGUUCAAUAUAAAUGGUACUCAGAGAAGGUAUGGAUGGGUACAGUGUAGCAGAGAUAUUACUAGUGAGGAAUGCAGAACAUGUUUGAGUAAUAUGCUUGAAGAUGUUGAAAGUUGCUGUGAGGAGAAGAGGGUGUGGCGUGUCUUUUCUCCAAGUUGUAUUGUGAUGUAUGAAACUCAGCCAUUCUUUUUGAAUGAUACACUGCCCCAAGGCAAAGAAGGUAACAGCACAAGGUCGUGGAUUACAAUAGUCAUUGUUGUAACUGGAACUGUAGUAGUAGCUCUAUUGGCUUUCAGCACAUACUUCUGGUGCUUGAAACGGAAAAAAGGUAAGCUCUAA
Gastrolobium bilobum is the source of this 1023-nucleotide messenger RNA. Its product is annotated as cysteine-rich receptor-like protein kinase 25. Lineage: Eukaryota; Viridiplantae; Streptophyta; Magnoliopsida; Fabales; Fabaceae. The transcript is spliced from 3 exons. The record is from RefSeq and is a predicted model, not a curated record. The coding region runs from base 1 to 1023 and encodes 340 amino acids.